GCCACCGGGCUACCGGGCGCCCAUGGGCGAGACUGAGACGGGGAGCACCUCCCGGUGGGACCGAGCACCCGGGCAUCCCCGACAGCACCGAGCCCCCAGGUAAUGCUGAGCAGGCGAGCGUCCCCCGGUGUGCCGAGCCGCCGGGCAUCCCCACCGGCACCGAGCCCCGGGUGGUACCGAGCCACCGGGCAGCCCUGGGCGUUGUCGAGCGGGUGAGAACCCCUGGGAGUGCUGAGUUCUGAGUAGCACCGAGCCACCGGGCACCCCCCGGUGGUACCGAGCCCCGGGCAGUACAGAGGCGGUGAGUGCCCCAGCUGGUACUGAGCUCCGGGUGCCCAUGGGGGGCACUGAGCCACUGAGGACCCGAGAGCUCAGUGACACCGAGUCACUGGGCAUCCCUGGGUGCCACCGGGAUGGUGAACACACCUGGGUGCUGCUUUAGCCCCAGGUGAUGCUGGUGGCACAGAGCCCUGGGUGGCAUCCAGCUCAUGAGUCUCCUUCAGUGACACCAAGCUCUGGGUGUUCCCACGCCAGUGGCCAGCUCUGGUUGCCCCCAAGGCAAUGGGCACUGCUGGUGGCACCCAGCCCCUGGUGGCACCAAUCUGGUGGGCAGUUCUGGUGCUGCCAAUUUGCCAGUGGUACCCACCUGUGCUGAGCCUGAGUGCCCUCAGUAGCAUUGAACUCUGGUGGCAUCAAGCUGGUGGGUGGCACUCUCGGGGCUGUGGGUUUCCAUGGCAGGUGUCCCCUCUGGUGGGGAGCACUCCAGCCCACGCCCUCCCAUUGGUGCUGCCCGGGAGUUUUGCCGUCACCAGCGGGUCGCCGUCUGCCUCCAUCCUCUUCCCAACCUCCUCCAUUUUAGGUAUUUCCCAGCUUGGGGCUUCUCAGGGAGCAGGCGGCAGGGUCAGGAUCCUGGGGCCUCCCCCGUGGAAGUCCUGGGCCUGCUGGCCUGAGGCAGAUGGGCACGUGAUGGGCAAGGCUGGGGGUACAGAUGCUGCCUUGAUCCUGUCCUGCGGAUGGGAGAGGUGGGACCCCACCAGGCACGGAUGCCCCAGGAAGGGGGACUCUGUGUGCCCCUCUGCUGGCCUGGGCAGGGCCCCAUCCCCGCAGCCCUUGGCCCUGCCCAGGCCCGUCCCAGCCAGCGUCUCCCGUGGGAUGCUCUGAGUCAGCAGGAGUCUGUGCUCCAUCCUGCUCUCGGGGAGCCCCCAGCCUGAGUGGGGUGUCGGGGGUUCAAGCUCCCCACCCUUGGCAGCACUGCCAUCCCCAUGAAGAAUAUUCUGGUCUAUGCUGGGGCUCUGCUCCCCGUGUGAACCCCAGCUGCACCAGGGCCAACGUGGGGGCCAAGGUCUGCCUCCUAGCCCCUCUUUCCCAUCCCAGACGCUCGGGACCAAGCGUGUGCACACACGUGCAUGUUCAUGUGUGUGCACACGUGUGUACACGUGUGUGUGCCUGCACUGCUGCUCCACCCUGGCCUGGCCGCACUUGCUGUCGGCACAGCCGUGAGCUCGCGGCAUCCCCGGUGCCGCACCGGUACCGGGGCUGGGCCCCCUCCCCUCCCUGCCUGCCCCGUGCCCCCUGCCCCGGCCGCCACCCCCUGCCAGCACCGUGCCGGGGUGGGAGCGUCCGUGUCGUGUCCGAUCAGCGGCGAGGCGAGUGCCUGGGGCGAGGGGCUUUGUGCCUGGGCAGCGUGGCUGUACAAACGCCCCCGGCCGCGGUGGCCGAGCCCAUUCAGCUCCAGCGGCCUGUGGCUAAUCUGAGCUGAUGCCUGGCUGCGGGCGGUGUCCGGUCGGUGGCUGGGGAAAGCCCAGGUCCCCGCUCCGCUGGGGCAGGACGCAGCAGCUCACCCCUCCCGACGGACCCCCGGCUUCCCGGCUCGUCCUGCCCGGCAGGUUCCUGCGGGACGACUACUCCAUCCAGGUGGCCAUCAAUGACUACCUGGACAUCUACUGCCCGCACUACGAGGGGGCGGUGCCCAGCGGCCGGGCAGAGACCUUCACGCUCUUCAUGGUGGACCGGGAGGGCUACCGCGGCUGCUACGAGACCCCCGGCGCCUUCAAGCGCUGGGAGUGCAACCGGCCCCAGGCGCCCUUCGGGCCCGUCCGCUUCUCGGAGAAGAUCCAGCGUUUCACCCCCUUCUCACUCGGCUUCGAGUUCCAGCCGGGGGAGACCUACUACUACAUCUCCGUCCCCAGCCCCGAGAGCGCCGGGCGAUGCCUGAAGCUGCGCGUCACCGUCUGCUGCCGAGGCACCACGCCGGAGCCGCUGACAGAGGUGCCCAAUUCGCAGCCCCGAGGGCGCGGGGGCCCCGAGGAUGUGGUGCCUGCCCGGGGUACCGCGGUCCCAUCGCAGCCCUGCAAGCCGUGCCUGGCUCUCGUGCUCCUGGCCCUGCUCUGGAUGUGACCCCGGCGCUGCCCGUGGCGGGGGGAUGGGCUCCUCUGCCCCAACGCCGCUUCCAGACUCUUCCUCACAGCCAACCCCCCCAAGCCCGUGGGGCAGCCCCAGGCCAUGACCCGCCUGCUGGACCUCCGCAAAGCCGAGCUGGGGCCGGGAGCUCCGGGCUGGAAGGGACAUCGCUUGCCGCACAUCGGGAUCGCCACGAGUCAGCAUCGCCGCGCGCUGGGAUUGCCACACCCUGGCACUGCCCCAGCUGCCACCUGCCCCGGUGCUGGGGUCCCCUCAGUGAACGCCUGCUCCGCCCCAUGGCCACCUCAUCUCGUGCCUUUCCCCACGGAUCCCCGCCCCUGGGGCCCAGGGACCCCCAACCCCGGAAUGGGGCAGUAGCUCCGAUGGCGGCAUCCGCCGCUGCUGUGUCCUCCUCCAGCGAGGACACGCUGAUCUGUCUUCUGGGAAGACGCCUUCCUUCGUGCCCUCGAUUUGGUUUUAACCCCUGGUAGUGACUGAGCAAUACAGUAUUUGCAAGAUC
Parus major (Great Tit) is the source of this 2920-nucleotide messenger RNA. It is a transcript of the gene EFNA4, whose product is annotated as ephrin A4. Gene Ontology annotation, molecular function: ephrin receptor binding. The transcript has 5 exons. The record is from RefSeq and is a predicted model, not a curated record. Gene Ontology annotation, biological process: ephrin receptor signaling pathway; axon guidance. NCBI's taxonomy places the organism in Eukaryota, Metazoa, Chordata, Aves, Passeriformes, Paridae. Gene Ontology annotation, cellular component: plasma membrane. Bases 1759 to 2397 code for a protein of 212 amino acids.